AUGAGUACUCUUUCACACUCUGAAUCAGAUUCUCUGUCCAACGAGUCGAUAAAUAACCUCGAAUCGCCAGCUCCAGAAAAAGUGCCGUUAUCAACAUCCACAAUUCUCCGAAAAGCAGAAAUUCCAAUAGCAGAGACUCUUGAGACCCGAAGUACUACUGGCAACAAGAUAUCUAUACGCUUCCAGCCGAUUGGCUCAGCGCCAGCAUUAAAUCCACUUUCAUUCAAAGUCAGCGGAACACAGACCAUUGGGUCGAUUCUGAAGUUUUUAAUGCGGCGUCUUCGACUAAAAACCGUGCAUAUUUACGUCCUGAGUUCCUUCCAGCCCACGCCAGACGAGAAGUUGGGUGACUUGUAUGGCAUGUACAAAACUAAUGGCGAGCUAAUUCUCAGCUACUGCGAAACUGUGGCCUUCGGAUAA
Molecule: messenger RNA, 420 nt
Organism: Clavispora lusitaniae ATCC 42720
Lineage: Eukaryota; Fungi; Ascomycota; Pichiomycetes; Serinales; Metschnikowiaceae
Biological process (GO): autophagy of mitochondrion; C-terminal protein lipidation; nucleophagy
Cellular component (GO): cytoplasm; phagophore assembly site membrane; Atg12-Atg5-Atg16 complex
Source: RefSeq, a predicted model, not a curated record